AGUUAGCAAUACUACAAGCAGUGGCCACACAGCCAGUUUCAGUUUCCCUCGACGCUACUGGUCAUGACUUGCAGUUCUAUGCCGGCGGAGUUUUCACCGGACAAUGUGGGACUAAUUUAAGUCAUGAUGUUACUGCAAUUGGGUAUGGAACCAGUGAAGAUGGUACCAAGUAUAGCGCCGAACAACCCGAACGCGGCUGUUCGUUGGGGCCGGACCAAGGUUGGCGCGACCCAACCAGAACAGGUCCAGUCGCGAUGGGUUACGAUUGCUCGGAUUUUGGCUAAGAACUUGGUUCUCUUCGUUGUGCUCGCCGGGUUGGCUCAACUCGUUUACCGACUCGCUCUGAAGCCGAAUCUCGAUGAAAGCGAAAACGGAAACGCGUUUGUCGGAACGCACAUGGAAUUCGAGGGACGGAUCGCUGAAAUGGAAGCGUUUCUCAAAAAGACGGCGAAGAUGAUGCAAGUUCAAGUCGAAGUUGUUGAUCGGAAAAUCGACAACGAGAUCGGAGGGUUAAAGAAAGAAUUCGCCGAAAAAAUUGAAGAAAGAAGCGGAAUUUUGAAAGAAUUGGAAGCGAAGAGCGAGAAUUUAGAGAAAUCUGUAUUAGAAUUGAAAUCGAAGUCAGUGGAAUGGUUAUCGAAGGAGGAAUUUGAGAAGAUAUAUGAGGAUUUGAAAACAGCGAGGAGUAAAGAGUAUGGAGGCGAUGGUGAAGGGAGUUUGAAUGAGGUGGGAAGGACGUGUCCUCAAUUUAGUGGGUUUAUUUUGGAACAGAGUGUUGCAUAUGACAGAUCCAGUGCUCCAAAGGACUGCAGGGUCUCUGGAUGGCUGCAAGGGCAUAAUAUGGACGUGGCAGUUGAAACUGAGCUGAUGUUUCUUUUAACCGAGUUUACUUAUGACCUUGAAAAGAGCAAUGCUCAAACCUUCAAUGUGUUGGACUCAGCGGGCUCUGGCAUUGUUGACACAGUUAGGCUUGACUUCACAUCCAACCACGGAAGCCCUUCCCAUACAUGCAUCUAUCGCUUCAGGGUGCAUGGUCGGGAGCCUGACUCUGUUUCUACGAUGGCAAUGUAGGCUGCAACUCUGUCACUUUUCUUGUACUAGUUUCUACUUUCUAUAUUCUUUAUUUAGAUCUAGCGUUGAGACUUCUAACUUUCUAGUUACUAGAUAUAGACGUCCAGUCACCUGUUUAAAGUUCACUAUUCCAUCAUGUUAGUGUUCAUCAAAUAGAUGUGUAUUUCAUUUUGUGCUUGCUUUCUAGUUAUGAAGGAGCUUAAUUGACCUUACAAUGUUAAGGUGAACUAAAAACCGUUUUAAUGGGACAGUGAACAUCUAAUUUGAUUGUAGACAAAUGUAGAGUGAAUGUAAGUUUGUUACAUUUGUGUCAACAUUUUCUCUCUUGUGCCCAUAUGAUGGAGUAAAUGAGUGCUCAAUGGCUUGCUUGCUUUUGGCUUAAGAGGUAAAAGAAAUGAAAAACUAGCGGCUUCCACUUCCCAUCACAUGGCGGUUUGAUCUCAUUGCUGAUCGAAUGGCAGAGGAGGUCAGGUUCCGAAGAAAAACUAGCCACUUCCACUUUUCAAUUUUCAAUUUUGGAAAGAUCCAAAAGGCCGGGUCAUCAUGAACUCUACUACGGAUGGUGCCUUCUGUCAUUUGGGGAUAGCCAUCAGUGACAAAUAGAACCAGAACUUUCAUCUUUCAUAAUUUGAAGUAUUGUAAGCUCAAUUUUCAUUGGUUUUGUUGAAUUUAAUAGUUUUGUAGAAUUAGGAUUUAUACUAAAUUUGUUUUGAGGAUUUUGUUGUUUUGAAUACAAUUGGAGCUUUUAGUAUGUAACUGAGACUUGGAAUUGAAGAUUGGUAACCUCAUCUUGGUUCGAAAUUGAUGAAUUUUUGGUAAAUGGCUUAUUCCAAAUGUAGGCCUUCAUGAAU
Molecule: messenger RNA, 1919 nt
Organism: Quercus lobata
Lineage: Eukaryota; Viridiplantae; Streptophyta; Magnoliopsida; Fagales; Fagaceae
Product: SUN domain-containing protein 2-like
Exons: 2
Coding region: 124-1068 (314 amino acids)
Cellular component (GO): nuclear envelope
Molecular function (GO): protein-membrane adaptor activity
Source: RefSeq, a predicted model, not a curated record